AUGAGAACUCCAACAAAGGUGAAAAGAAAGGACUCUACUCCAGAUGAACAUGAAGAACACGUUUUGUCUUCGUUGUUACAAUCAUGUAAUGAAGAUGGUCGAUCACGAGUUCUCUCUAAAUUUGCGGAACACGAGUGCGAAAAAGUAGAUCGUGCUGUUGAAUUAGUGCUAAAAUACCAGGAACGCGUUAAAAAAUAUGACAGUAGAAAAAAUGUGAAAAGCGAUUUGAAUGACGAGGAGAUAGAGCAACUUUACAUUGAUCGUCUUGAUGCUGGUUUGUACACCCUACAAAGAAUAGUUUUAAUACUGGCAGAUGUUUGCGUUAAUGGUUCUUCAGUGUGUCGAACUCGAGCUUUGAAAUUUGGUAGUAUUCUUUUGCAGAUAUUGGAAGAAUACGAAAUUAAUUUGGGUGCAGAGGCCGAGGAAGAAAGGAAAAGGGUACGGCUACUUAUGGCUCGAUUGAGUUCGUUAGAGAAGACGCAAACGUAG
Messenger RNA from Enterobius vermicularis (human pinworm), 489 nucleotides. Lineage: Eukaryota; Metazoa; Nematoda; Chromadorea; Rhabditida; Oxyuridae. The record is from the annotation of a GenBank genome assembly.